Pterocles gutturalis (yellow-throated sandgrouse) is the source of this 2076-nucleotide messenger RNA. RefSeq names its product disintegrin and metalloproteinase domain-containing protein 20-like. Lineage: Eukaryota; Metazoa; Chordata; Aves; Pterocliformes; Pteroclidae. Gene Ontology annotation, biological process: proteolysis; male gonad development. The transcript has a single exon. The annotation marks the transcript as partial. Gene Ontology annotation, cellular component: plasma membrane; external side of plasma membrane; sperm head plasma membrane. The record is from RefSeq and is a predicted model, not a curated record. Gene Ontology annotation, molecular function: metalloendopeptidase activity.
CACCUGCGGCGCCGGCGGGGCCUGGUCUCCAGCCCCUUCACCUUGGUCACCUACGGCAAGGAUGGGGCCCGCUGGGAGGAGCACCCCUUUGUGCAGGACCACUGCUUCUACCAGGGUGAGGUGCAGGGGAGCCCCAACUCCCUGGUGGCCCUCAGCACCUGCGGCAGGGGCCUUCGCGGUGUGCUCUGGGUGGAGGAUGGCACCUACGAGAUCGAGCCUGUCCCCGAUGAUCCGGCCUUCAGGCACAUCCUCUACCACAUGGAGGAGGCCAACAACUCCAUGGGCCCCACCUGCGGGCUGACCCCAGAGGAGCUGGAGCACCAAAAGGCUGUGCUGCCCUGGUUGAAGGCCCCCCAGGUGGAGGAGGAAGAGGAGCAGAGGGUGGAGGAGUGGUGGACGCACGUCAGAUACGUGAAGAUAGUAGUGGUCGUGGAUAACGUGCGAUUUGUGAAGUCGGGCAGGAACGAAUCUGAAGUCUUGAGGCGAGUCAUGGAAGUCAUCAACGCUGGGGACUCUCUGUACGAACAGCUUUCUGUUCGGCUGUUUCUUGUGGGAUUGGAGAUUUGGACCAAAAGCAACCUUAUAAACAUUACUAGUGCUAUCAACAAGGUACUUCAUGACUUCAACAAGUGGCGAAAGUCAGACCUGUCUCCACGGAUCCGCCAUGAUGUCUCUCAGUUGUUGGCAUUUCAGAGCUUUGGAAAGAGCCUGGGAUUGGCGUAUGUAGGGUCCAUAUGUGAUAACCAGUGGUCAUCAGCAGUUGGUUCCUUCACUGAUAGGAAGUUGUCCUCAUUUGUUACCACGUUUGUCCAUGAGCUGGGCCAUACUCUUGGGAUGAACCAUGAUAGACCAGGCUGUCACUGCAAACGAAAGAAAUGCAUUAUGUAUGAAAGCGAUGCCGACACCGAUGCAUUCAGUGACUGCAGUUACAAAGACUACUUUGACAUGCUUGGGCAUGGUGCCGGCUGCAUUCGUCGACCACCAGCACCCGGGACUUACUAUACCAUGAAGCGUGAAUACUGUGGGAAUAAGAUAGUAGAACAUGGGGAGCAAUGUGACUGUGGGUCAGUCUGCAGAAGGGAUCCUUGUUGUAACCCAAACUGUACGUUUACUGCAAAUUCAGUUUGUGCUUCUGGAAAAUGCUGCAAGAGAUGUCAGGUCCUUCCAGCAGGAACGCUCUGCAGAGCAAGUACUGGCAACUGUGACCUGCCAGAAUAUUGCAACGGGACCUCCCCUUGGUGCCCACCAGAUUUGUACACACAAGAUGGAACCCCUUGCGAAGAUGGUGCUUACUGCUAUCGAGGAAAAUGUUCUUCUCAUACUAAACAGUGCCAGCAUCUCUUUGGCAGCCAAGCCAGGGCCGCUCCUUUAGAUUGCUUCAAAGCAGUGAAUACGCGAGGGGACCGGUUUGGGAAUUGCGGUAUUCGUGACAAUAUCCAUUUUAUAAAAUGCAGUAUUGAGAAUGUCUUAUGUGGUAGGAUCCAGUGUGAAAACAUUAAAAAAUUGCCUUUCUUGCAGAACCACGUAACAGUCAUCCAAACUCCUGUUGGAGAUAAAAAGUGUUGGGGUCUUGACUAUCACGUAGGGAUCCCUAUAGCUGACGUGGGGGCUGUGGAAGAUGGCACACCAUGCGGUACUGAUAUGCUUUGUAUCAACAGGACAUGUACCAGCAUAUCAGUGCUGAAGUAUGACUGUAAUAUGACAAAGUGUCAUGACAGAGGAGUGUGUAACAAUCGUAAGAACUGUCACUGCAGGUAUGGCUGGGCUCCUCCGUACUGUGAAAGGGCAGGAUUCGGAGGGAGCAUUGACAGUGGACCCCCUUCAGUCAGGGAGAUUUUUGAAAGAGCGAGAAUAGGAAUAAUACUAUUUGCUCUUCUUUUUCUCUGUAUCCUUGGAGGAGCCAUUACCAUACGUUAUAAACAGGAAAUAAUGGAAUGGCUUAGGAGGAAAAAGGCCCAAUUCCCCAGAAAAGAUAGGGGUUGUUUCAAAUACUGGAAACACCAGCGGUUCCUAAGAACGCCUGCUGGUAAGUCAAAAUUCACCACAAAGCACUUGCCGAAGACCAACAAGCAGUAG